AUGUCCAAGUCGUUCCAAGAGUUCAAGCUUUUCUGCAACAAGGUUGGGCUGGACUUUCAGUGGCUAAAUGCACAAUCCCCCAAAUCUGUUCCGGAAAACAACCCCUCUGAAAGUCCUACAACUACCAACGAAGUCGAGAAGCAAAAGUUAAGACCAGCCACGGAGCCACUCAAACUUGAAGAGCCUGAGAAUUCUGCCAACAAUUUUUUUGAUGAUUUCAAGAAUGCUCAACUCUGGAACGUGUUUAAGAAGAACAGCUCAGAUGUCCUCCCCGCCGAUGCCUACACCGAAAUAAAUCCAGAACAACUACCGGAAAUCGCACCCGAGACAAGGCCAGAGGCAAAUGAAAUAAUUUGUUCCAAUCGGGAAAAUCCCACAAUGAUAAACGAAUUGUUACCAGCACCUUUUGCUCGGCGUAAACAAGGAAAAACAGUUUUCACGACUCCAUACUCUCGAAGUCAUACCGCUACUACAGCUUCCUCCGCGCCCAACCCUCACGAUUGUGAUGCUUUCCUAUCUCCUCCUUCUGCGCAAGGCCACAACGCAAUUGUGCCAUAUACAACGUACUCGACGUCCGGCAAUAACGAUUCGGUGCCUUCGCUGGCGUCAUCCGUUAGCACCUCCUCCUCGGUAUACUCGCCAUGGGAUCCUUCCCAUUUGCCCUUCCCACCAUCAUUUCAGGCAGAUGCUUUCACAUCACCUGAUUCGGAAGCAUCGUGUUCGAAGUACAGCCAUACCAAGCAUUCCAGACCAGGAGAGUCAAAUGAAUCUCGUGUUACACUUGGCAUUUCUUGCAGGAACACGGUAAACACGGUAGAAAAACUCGACCAUCACGAACGUUUUCAAAGCAGAAGAUCUGAAGUAAUAACUGCCCCCCGCCGUCAAGACACAAAUUGCAGUGCCUGUUCUGCGGCGGCGUUUAUUGAGUCCAACUCCACAGUCAACACCACCAUUCCAUCAUACAUGAAAAAGUAUCUCAAAAAGCCACAGAACUGGUUUGAAAAGACCAUGGGCAAAUACUGCCCGUUGUUCCUAAGAGGCACAAAGAACAUUGAUUACGAUUCGUCCGAGUUCAGGUUUGAACGCAAAAUGAUAGCCGUACAAUAUCUGCUUUUAGAUGAGCACUCCGAACCCAGAAUGUACUAUAACCCUUCCAAUAAAACUAUUCCUUUUUGGAAAAGGCCCCUCAACUUCGAUACAAUGCCGAGCUACGACCAACUCCUAGAUGAAGCCGAACGCUGUUUCGAUUCAUACCAAUACAGAUACGUAGGAUUCCAAAGAAUAGAACCGUACUCCAUUUUCUAUCCUUGGAAAAACACGCAAAGAGAAAUAGACCUAGUCCUCGAUCACAUCCAUUUCUCUCUCGAUGUUGGUAACAAAAAAUCUCUCAAACGAAAGGGGAACAUCACUCUCGAUACCUUGGACAGCGAAAUCGACCGCGAUGUUCGAAUUAAGCCUUACCAGUGUUUCCCCUCUAACAACCUAGUGUACGAGGGCCUAGCGCAUCCCGCGGAACAGUCCCUGAUAGAAGACCCUGACGCCUCUCUCAUUGAGAGGGCAUACCAGGCAUUGGUAAACAUUUGCAAGGAGUCCGACCCACCCUCCGAUGACCUCCCCACCCGCCAUAAUAAUAGCGCUCCUCAGCUUGCCGUCACAGUCCAAUCUAAAUCUUGCCGCCUGCUUCUAGUUCGUGAGUGUAGUACAGCCACAGAAGCAGAUAUCAAUAAGGAAUUCAGGUUCAAUCUAAGGACAAGGGAAGUCGAGGUGACCGUACCGGCGCCUCCUCAUCCCUGUGAAACAAGAGGUCUGCUACAAAGGUGGCUUCUCCCACUUGUGCGCCAGUGA
Molecule: messenger RNA, 1845 nt
Organism: Saccharomyces kudriavzevii IFO 1802
Lineage: Eukaryota; Fungi; Ascomycota; Saccharomycetes; Saccharomycetales; Saccharomycetaceae
Exons: 1
Coding region: 1-1845 (614 amino acids)
Source: RefSeq, a predicted model, not a curated record